GUCCAGAGGAGCCGCCCAUUGUCCCAUUAGCUCCAUUGCCGUAACAUGAUCGUGGACGCCGUGCGGUGGGCGACGACCAAGGUGGACGAGUCGGUGGUGAACCCCGUGGCCUCGCGGCUGGCCGGGUCGGUGGCCAACCCGGCCGUGCUGAGCUUCCUGCUCUGGGACCGCCUCAAGACGCUGACGCCGCAGCGCGCGCGCGACCUGACGCGGCUGCUGGCCACCGCGCUGGCCAACGCUCUGGGCGUCUUCGGCGCCGAGCGCGGCCAGCGCCUGGGCGCCAGCACCAAACAGCUGCAGGAAGACUUCGCCCGCGCCGCCAGCUCGCGCAGCGGCCGCGACGUCGUGCUCAACGGCGUGGCCACCGUGGCCAAGGUUGCGCAGGCACUCAACACGCCCGAGACCAAGGCGGCCACGCAGCAGCUGUUCCAGACGCUGCAGUCCGUCGUGGACUUCUUCGCCAGCGACGACGGCCGCCGCAUCAUCUCCAGCAUGAGCGAGUGCCUCACGAGCGCCACCGAGAUGGCCGCGUCGCCCGAGUCCUCCAUCUUCCUGGCGGAGCUGGCCACCAACCUGCUGCACACGCUCGAGAGCGAGGAGCUCCGACGCCAGAACGCUCAACAACAGCAGGGGGAAGAAGAAGAACAGGUGCAUGUAAAGCAGGAGCAGGAGCAAGAACGUGCUUUCCAGCACGAGAUGGAGGCGGCUCAAGCAGCUGAAAUGGACGAGAAGCAUCCCUACUCGCCCACAUCCUCCAUGGCCGACACGAGGUGGAGCUUCGAUACCGAGUCGAUGCUGUCGUCGGCGCCAGGGACCCCGAUGACGGGCAUGUAUGCAGCUGGUGCGUCUAUGGAUGGUCCCAUGCCGGUCUCAUCUCCAGUUCGGCCGGGACCGAGGCGUCGCGUUUCGAUCUCCUCACCAGCAGAGAAGAAUAGCGGCUACCGCUCGGCGCGCAUUGAGAAGGAGGUGCUGCUCAAGAUGGGGGUCGACCCGUCGAUGCUCAGCGAGAUUCAGCGCGUGCUUGAUGUCAUCGCUGCCGACGAAGAAGAGAAAGAAGGCGUGGAAACGCAGCGCCGUCGUGAAGAGGCCGAGUACGUGGCCAGUUUGGUGGUGCCGGAGCCUAAGAACGAGGAGGAGGCCGCUGCUGCCGCUGAUGUCGGUAUCACGCACGCGUUCGGAAAUGACGAGGACGAGGAGAAAACCGACGAGGUCGUCCAUGACGAUGAAACAACGCAGAUGCCGACGCCCGUGAUGCUUCCUGAAUGGCACGAGGAGCCUCUGCGACAGGCUCUUCGCCGUCGCCACGCUCACGCGGAAGCGGUGACGGAGCAGCGUGACCCAGCUGAGCGUCAGGCUCGUGAGAUGGCAGCGGUGCUGGCCCAACGCCAAAUCAAGCACGGUGCUCUGCAGCCUGCGGACGUGGUGGCUUGCCGGAUCAUCGCAAAGAUGAUCGUUUAUGGCGUGGGUCUCUGCUUGCUGCUGUCGUGCUAUCUUCUCGCACGCAGUCUCUUUUGAUUGAGAAUUGUAGAGGUUCUCCCCAUUUAUCUGUAUCAUUAAUCUACUCGCACUUAUUCGAGCCACU
Phytophthora sojae is the source of this 1582-nucleotide messenger RNA. RefSeq lists its product as hypothetical. Bases 46 to 1515 code for a protein of 489 amino acids. NCBI's taxonomy places the organism in Eukaryota, Oomycota, Peronosporomycetes, Peronosporales, Peronosporaceae. The transcript has 2 exons. The record is from RefSeq and is a predicted model, not a curated record.